AUGGUCAAACUCACUCUGCAAGGAGAUUAUAACUCCCUUGAUUUGUGCGAUACAAUCCUGAACGGUACUUGCUCUCACACAAACGCACGCAGAUGCUGGUACCAUGGAGCUAUAAAAGAGACCAUGGACCGAAGCCAUGCGAAUACAGUCGUCUUCCCGGUCCAGAAUCUCCAGCUUGAACACAUCGAGUGUCCCACACCCGCCUCAUCACAUCACCUAGCAGAAGCACUGUGUUCUAUGCCAAACCUGACUGACCUGGCAAUCAGUGGACAGAAUCUCACUGAGGAUUUUUACUCUACAUUGAAAGCAAAGGCAUCAUCCAUACAGGAUAGUUUUCCUCAGAUCAGGAAGGGAAACUUCAGGUUUAAAGAAGUUGAUCACGAUGACUUGGACUCAUUUUUUCACGCCCUCACAUGUUUGCAAAGCUUAAAUGACUCAGAUGGCUUGGACAGCUCAAGUGACUCAGAUGAUUUGGGCAACUCAAUGGACUCAGACAACUUGGUUGACUUGGGCAACCCAAACGUUACUCAGUUUCCCAGCAUUCCUUACAUUCCUUAUCAGCCUACAUUUACGUCACCUGACCAACCAUUAGAAAGCAGUUACCAUGGCAACACAUACAACACAAUAAAUUUCUCUUUGGAGCAAUCAAGAGCAAUGUACCAAGAAACCAUGGCAAGCACUAGUCGUGUGAACCCGGUACAUGCCAACAUCCGUCUUACCCCAGACACCCUACCACUCUUGCAAGAGUCUCAGGACAAUGUAAUUGUGAGGCAACCAUUACAACAGCCACGUACAUUGAGGACUCAGUCUGGUAUUUGGCCAGUCUAUUUGGAGAAUAAUGCACUACCGUGGAAUUCUGGACCUAGUCAGCCCUAAUUUAUGCCUUCCAAUCUCCAAUCAGGCAUGUCUGUUGAGUACCACACCCCUGCUUCAAAUCGGCCAUUCAGUGGUUAUAAUUGCAGUCCUGAGUAUAGAGAGGCUUACUUCAAUCCUACCUACCAUGCCGUUAUGUCAAGUUCUGCUCCAUCUCCUAACCCUCCAGUCUCAAGAAAUGAUCAACCUACCAUGUCCGCAGGGUAUCUUUCACCAACACUGGGUCUUGAGAGCGCAGGUGCUACACGUACCAUGCCUUGGUCAAGUCAGGAUCACUACACUCAAUCCUACAAUGCCUCUACACCCAGCUCUGCUCCGUUGUGUAACCCUCCAGUCUCUGGAUAUCAUCAGCCUACCAUGUCGAGACGGUACAUUUCAGAUACACCAUAUCAACCAAUGACUGUAGAGCAGGCAGGAUCUAGCAGACCACAGCCUAGUCAGGAUCACUCCACUACAGGAUUCCAUUCAGCUACCCAGGAUUGUCCAAUUGUACAGAAAAGAACCAGUUCUUCACGUAGGCCAGAUUCUUCCAGUCAGAUAUCACAUUUAACCAACUUUUCAUCUCUGAUCCAAAGUACAAGCAGUACCGGUAGUGGUGAAGACUUUCAUGUUGGCAAUACAUCAAACACUAUAUUUCAAUUGUCCCAGACAGACAGAAAAGGUAGCAGCAGUCUGAGCAGGCCAUACAAGAGGCAAGCUCCUUGUACUCGUGCAAGAGUUCCACAGGAAGGUCCUGAAAUUCCAGAGAAGCAAUCAAAGUAUGAAAUCUAGUUUUUAUGGUAUCGUAGAUUAAGACAUUAUUCCUCUUUUAACACUUCAUCUAGAAUGUGUGUACGUAUUAUACAGGGCUCCACACUAACUAUUUAGGGGGAAAAGAGGUCCAGAUUUAACUUUUACAGUCUGUAUGCGUGAGCCCUAAGUAAAAACUUCCAAAUUCGGAGGGUCCAGACCUAGAUUUUUUGGCUGUCAAUGUGUCCCGGCUAGUUUGCUGGUUUUUGGUCCUGGACUCAUAGCUAUAAAUUUGGGGUAAAAGGGGGUCAUUUUCGGCAAUGUUUGCAAACGUUUGAAUAUUUGUAAAAAGGAAGUUUUCAUCUUUUUCACCUAAAUGAUGAGUACAGUCCACUAUUUGGUGUUAGUAUAUACAUUUUUUCACGAGAAAGGGAUGGAUCAUAAUAAUGUCACAAUGCUCGAAAGCAUGUAAAUGGCCUAUGUAGAAGAUGAUGCAAAAAAUAAGAUACGUUUUGUGAAUGUGGACUCAUAUGUGUAUGUAGUGAUGUACCAAGUAUAAGUGUAUUGUUGGCUUUUACCAUUUUGUUUUAGGAGAUUUGCAUGCAAGGUAUGAAAUAUCACUCAACUUUCACAAAGUGAGCUAUUGUAAUGUAUUUAAUUAUCUUAUCAAAAUGUCACUAUAUUUGUCAAUCUCAUUGCACAUGUUCAGUACAAAUAUGAUUUGAAAAUUUGUUACCAGAAAUGACCCGGAUGUUUAAAGCCAUAUUGCUCUAGGUAUCAUGGCAGCGAACUUCAAAUAAUUCAAUAUGUUAGUUAAGAACUAACUUUGUCUUUGUUAUUGCUUGUACAUGUGUAUUAAACUACAUUCACCAGUUCUAUAUAAUAAAUCCAUUUCGAGAAAUAUUUUCUAGCAUGUUCUUUACAUUACUCCAGUGUAUAUGUAAAUAUGCUGCUAUCAUUUUAAGAUACAUGUCUCUUUUGUCAAUGUAACAUGCCUGAGGUUUUACCGUAAUGUAAUAUUUCAUUUGAAAUGGAUUAUUGUUUCUACAUAAUUAACUACAUUCAUCAGUACUAUGUUAUAAAUUCAGUUGAGGAACUGUUUUCCAGGAUUUUCUUUACAUCAUUCUAGCGUACAUGUAAAUAUGUUGCUAUAAUUGUACGAUGCAUGUUUAUUCUUUUUGUAUUCAGUACUGGAUUUCAAUAAUGUUGAUGAUAUAUAUACUCCAGGCCUUUCUUUGCAUCAUUUUGAUCAUGAUUAUGCAAUGGUAUGAUACAUGUAUAUUUUGAACUUGUAUAUGUUUGCCAUACUUGCCUUUUAUAUACGUUUUAUAUUGUAGUGAGUUUGCAUUCCUUAUUGGCUUAUAAGAUGCAACGUAGACAGUACUCUUAUGAGCAUUCCGUUACCUUGCUUUUUGAUCACCAUCCUCUUCUGAUUAAGUG
Molecule: messenger RNA, 3042 nt
Organism: Strongylocentrotus purpuratus (purple sea urchin)
Lineage: Eukaryota; Metazoa; Echinodermata; Echinoidea; Camarodonta; Strongylocentrotidae
Exons: 4
Coding region: 1-876 (291 amino acids)
Source: RefSeq, a predicted model, not a curated record